AUUAAACACAGAUUGCAAAAGGGCUUGGACAGGGGCUCAGAGGAUAAAUACUGAGACGGUAACCUGCCUCUCCUGUUCCCCCAGAUCACCAUGGAGGGGACAGCUUUCUACCUGGUGGCUGUCCUCUUGGUCUCUUUCCCGACUUCUUCUCACAGCCAACUCUACUCCCUCAUCACCCCAAGUGUCCUGCGAGUAGAGACCGAUGAGACGAUUGUGGUGGAGGCUCAUGGAAGCAACUUUGACACACAGGUCACCAUCUCUGUGCAUGACUUCCCACAGAAGAGAAACACCUUGUAUAUGGUCCAAGUUCCCAUGAACCCAGCAAAUGGCAUGAUGGUGACACCAGCCAUAAAGGUUCCUGCCAAAGACCUGAAGAAGGAUUCCAAGCAAAACCAGUAUGUGGUUGUCCAGGCCAGCUGUCCUCAGUUCACAUUGGAGAAGACGGUUCUGGUCUCCUUCCAGAGUGGAUAUCUCUUUGUUCAGACAGAUAAAACCAUCUACACCCCUGGAUCUGCAGUGCGCUACCGUGUCUUUUCUGUGGGCCACAACAUGGAGCAUUUGGAAAAGCCUGUGAUUGUUGAGUUUGAGACACCAGAUGGCAUUAUUGUCAGCCAGAGUUCCGUCAGCCCCAGUUCAACAAACAUCCGGCCUUACAACUUACCUGAGAUUGUCAGUUUGGGGACAUGGAAGAUUGUGGCCAAGUAUCAAGACUCCCCACAGGAGACCUUCACCACGCAAUUUGACGUCAAGGAAUAUGUACUGCCAAGCUUUGAAGUAAUAGUGGAGCCAUCGGAUAAGUUUUAUUACAUUGAUAGCAACAGGGAUUUCAGAGUGUCUAUCACUGCAAGGUUUCUCUAUGGGAAGAAUGUGGAGGGUGUGGCCUUUGUGCUCUUUGGAGUGAAAACAGAUGAUGUCAAACAGAGUAUUCCAGAUUCACUCAAGAGAAUUGAAAUUACAGAAGGGGAAGGGGAAGCUGUGCUGACAAGAGCAAUGCUACAGAAGCGAUUUCACAACCUCAACGAGCUGGUUGGGCACUCCCUCUAUGUCUCUGUGACAGUGAUGACUGAGUCAGGCAGCGACAUGGUGGUGACUGAGCGAUCUGGCAUCAGCCUUGUGACAUCACCCUAUCAGAUCCACUUCACGAAAACCCCCAAGUACUUCAAGCCAGGGAUGCCCUUUGAAUUGAUGGUGUUUGUCACCAAUCCUGAUGGCUCCCCAGCUUCCCGUGUACCUGUGGUGACAGAGCCAAUUGCAGCUGAAGGAACCACUCAGAAUGAUGGGACAGCCAAGCUGAUCCUGAACACCCCAGCAAACAGCCAAGAGCUCAGAAUCACAGUAAAAACCAAAGAUCCCCAACUUUUAAAUGAACGUCAGGCAACCAAGACCAUGAUAGCUACAGCAUACCAGACCCAAGGAGGAUCCGGAAAUUAUCUCCAUUUGGCAGUCACAGCUACGGAGCUCAAGGCUGGAGACAACUUGCCUAUCAACUUCAACGUGAAGAGCAACAACCAACAAGUAUCGAAUCAGAUCCAAUAUUUCACCUAUAUAAUCAUGACUAAGGGGAAGGUGUUCAGGGUUGGAAGGCAGCCCAAAGCAGCAGAACAAAAUCUGGUGACCAUUUCCUUGCCCAUCACCCCGGAUCUCAUCCCUUCCUUCCGGAUUGUGUCUUACUACCAAGUGGGGAACAAUGAGAUUGUGGCCGAUUCCGUCUGGGUGGAUGUAAAGGAUACCUGCAUGGGAACGCUGGUUGUGAAAGGUGCAACUGAGGCAGACAACCGGAUUCACCAGCCAGGAUCUCAAAUGAAAAUCAAACUGGAAGGCGAUCCAAAUGCUCGGGUUGGUCUUGUGGCCGUGGACAAAGGUGUCUAUGUGCUAAACAAGAAGCACAAGCUUACCCAAACGAAGAUAUGGGACUCAGUGGAAAAGAGUGACAUUGGAUGUACAGCUGGCAGUGGCAGGAACAAUCUGGGUGUGUUUGAAGAUGCUGGACUUGCCCUGGUGACCAGCAAUAAGCUUUCCACGCAACAGAGAUCAGAUCCAAAGUGUCUUCAGCCUGCAAGACGCCGGCGCCGCUCUGUACAGCUCAUUGAAUCUAAAGCAAGUAAAGCCGGCCAAUAUCAGGAUCGGGUGCUAAGAAAGUGCUGUGAAGAUGGAAUGCACGACAACCCCAUGGGCCACAGCUGUGAGAAGCGGGCACAAUACAUUGUGGAUCAGAAUGAGUGCCAGAAUGUCUUCCUGGAAUGUUGCCGCUACAUCAGAACCAUAAAGGAUGCAAACAGACGGGAAGAAGAACUGCAGUUGGCGAGAAGUGACUUUGAAGAUGAGUUCUUAUCGGACGACGAGAUUGUCUCUAGGACUGAGUUUCCAGAGAGCUGGUUGUGGCAAACAGAAAUCCUGACUGCACCUCCGAACGAUGAGGGGGUCUCAUCCAAGACAGUAUCUCUUUUCCUGAAGGAUUCCAUCACGACUUGGGAGGUGGUGGCUGUGAGCAUUUCAAACACAAAAGGGAUCUGUGUGGCUGACCCUUAUGAGAUAACCGUCAUGAGGGACUUCUUCAUGGAUCUACGGCUACCCUAUUCAGUAGUGAGGAAUGAACAGGUGGAGAUCCGAGCUAUUCUCUACAACUAUGGGAAUAAAGAAAUCAAAGUGCGGGUGGAGCUGAUACACAACCCAGCCUUCUGCAGCGCCUCUACCGUCAAGGAAAGAUACCGACAAUUGCUUACUAUUAAACCCCAGUCCUCCAGAGCAGUGCCAUUUGUGGUUGUUCCGCUACAUUUGGGACUGCAUGACAUCGAGGUCAAAGCAGCUGUCUGGGGACAGUUUGUGUCUGAUGGUGUGAGGAAGAAGCUGAAAGUUGUGCCUGAAGGGAUGCAGAGAAAAAUUGUGAACGUCAUUGAGCUGGAUCCUGCUACGCAAGGGAACAGCGAUGGAGUCCAGGAACAACAGGUCCAAGGCAGAGAUUUAAGUGAUAUCGUUCCCGGCACAGAGCCUGAGACCAAAAUUACUGUGCAAGGAGACCCCGUGGCUCAGAUUGUUGAAGACUCAAUUGAUGGGGCCAAUCUGAACCACCUCAUUGUAACACCCUCUGGCUGUGGGGAGCAGAACAUGAUCACCAUGACGCCAUCGGUUAUUGCCACCCACUACCUCGACAUCACAGGGCAGUGGGAGAAGCUUGGGGUGGAUCGCCGCUCUGUUGCAAUCAAUCAGAUCAUGCAAGGUUAUGCCCAGCAGAUGGUGUACAAGAAAGCAGACCACUCCUAUGCUGCUUUUAAAGACCGCAAGGCUAGCACUUGGCUAACAGCGUACGUUGUAAAGGUCUUUGCCAUGGCUUCCAAAAUAGUAAACACUAUUGACAGCCAAGUGGUCUGUGGAGGUGUGAAGUGGCUAAUUCUGGAGAGGCAGAAACCAGAUGGAAUUUUUCAUGAAGACGCCCCUGUGAUCCAUGGAGAGAUGGUGGGAGGUUAUAAGGGCGCUGAACCAGAUGCGGCAUUAACAGCUUUCGUCCUGAUUGCAUUGCUGGAGUCCAAAGACACCUGCAAGGAUCAAGUCAAUAUUCUAGAGAGCAGCAUCAGCAAAGCUUCUGAGUAUUUAUUAAAACAAUAUGGGACGUUGCAAAGACCUUACACCGUGGCCCUCACGGCUUAUGCUUUAGCCCUGGCAGGAAGGCUCAAUGAUGACAGAGUACUCAUGGCAGCAUCAAGAGGUAAGAAUCGCUGGGAGGAAUAUAAUGCUCGCACCUACAACAUCGAAGGCACAUCCUACGCUCUGCUGGCCUUGCUGAAAAUGAGGAAGUUUGAUGGUGUUGGUCCCAUAGUCAAAUGGCUGACAGAGCAGAAGUAUUAUGGAGGGACGUAUGGACAAACCCAGGCAACCAUCAUGGUAUUCCAAGCACUUGCCCAGUAUGAGAUCGACGUCCCUACCCAUAAGGACCUGAACUUGGAUGUUUCUAUUAAACUGCCAGAACGUCAAAAUCCUUUUAUUAUCAGGAUUGAUUAUGAGAAUGCCCUCAUUGCCCGGUCAACAGAGACCAAGCUCAAUCAAGAUUUCAUCGUGAAAGCAACUGGCACAGGAAAAGCAACUAUGACUGUCGUGACUGUGUAUAAUGCAAAGAUACGGGAGGAGGCAGAGCAGUGCAAGAAUUUUUCUCUGCAAGUUUCUGUUGAAGAUGUCCCACUGCUUAAAGGGCAUGAAAAGGGAGCCAAGGGAGCAGUCAAGAUCAACAUCUGCGCCAGGUAUCUUGGAAAGGCUGAUGCUGCAAUGUCAAUCAUUGAUGUCUCCAUGCUUACUGGCUUUGCACCUGACACUGAAGAUCUUAAGAGGCUUUCCGAAGGAGUCGACAGAUACAUCUCCAAGUUUGACAUCAACGACGCCAUGUCUGAAAGAGGGAACCUCAUCAUCUAUCUGGACAAGGUUUCUCAUGAAGAGGAUGAAUGUUUGCAAUUUAAAGCUUACAAGUAUUUUGAAGCUGGUCUCAUUCAGCCUGGAUCUGUCAAGGUGUACAGCUAUUAUAAUCUAGAUGAGCAAUGCACCAAGUUCUACCAUCCCUCCAAAGGGAGUGGCCUCCUCGAUAAGAUAUGCCAUGGCGAUGUUUGUCGGUGUGCAGAAGAAACUUGCACCAUUUACAACACUGCAACGAAACCUGUGGACCUGCAGCUACGAAUUGCAGAAGCCUGCAAGCCAGGAGUGGAUUAUGUGUACAAGACCAAGCUGGUUCUAAUAGAAGAUGAAGGCGAUUAUAGCAACUAUGUCAUGGAAGUUCUGGAAAUCAUUAAAUCAGGGAGCGAUGCAAAUCCACAACUCAAGCCCCGCAAGUUUAUCAGCCACAAGAGAUGCAAGGACUCUCUGAAUCUGGCAGUGAACAAGGAAUAUCUGAUCUGGGGUCUCAGCACUGACAUGUGGCAUACCAAAACUGAGGUCAACUACCUCAUUAGCAAGGACACCUGGAUCGAGAGGUGGCCAAAUGAGGACGAAUGCCAGGAUGAAGAAUUCCAGGACUUGUGCAAUGACUUCACUGAGUUUUCCAACUCACUGAUCAUUUUGGGCUGCCAGGUCUAAUGGCAGAGGCAUCAGCGGCAGCAAAUGAUUCCCAUGAGAUGGGUUUGAGUCAGGAUUUCAAAGACACCUUCCCUCCUGAAGUUCUGCUUCCUAUUCUUUUUGCUCUCCAAGUUCCUCUUCAAAUUGUUUAUAUUGAAAAUAAAGAACCGAUUUCUUAC
Zootoca vivipara (common lizard) is the source of this 5213-nucleotide messenger RNA. It is a transcript of the gene C3, whose product is annotated as complement C3. Gene Ontology annotation, cellular component: extracellular region. Gene Ontology annotation, molecular function: endopeptidase inhibitor activity; protein binding. The record is from RefSeq and is a predicted model, not a curated record. NCBI's taxonomy places the organism in Eukaryota, Metazoa, Chordata, Lepidosauria, Squamata, Lacertidae.